ACUCUCUGGCUCCAAAAAAGCGAUGGAUCGCAUAACUGUUUUGUGCUGCUCAAACAUGUCAGGAACGGACAAGAGGAAGCUGUUGGUUAUAGGAAAAAGCACUAAGCCUCGCUGCUUUAAAGGACUUAGGAUGGAGAGUUUACCAGUUGUGUAUCGUGCGAACAGAAAUGCGUGGAUGACCUCUGAACUUUUUAAAGAAUGGCUGAAGGAUUGGGACAGAGAGCUACAACGCCAGUCGAGAAAAGUGCUGCUUCUUCUUGACAAUUGUGCAGCACAUCCUCAUUUAGAUUGCUUGAUGAACGUCCAAUUGGAAUUUCUACCUCCGAGGACCACAGCUUUGGUCCAGCCAAUGGACAUGGGCAUUAUAAAAAAUUUGAAGACUCCUUUAUCGUGCAAGGUUGGUUAAUUACAUCCUUGAAGCAAUUGAAGAAAGUUUGCUGACUUCAUCGUCAAAAGCCAGCGAAGGCAGUGCAAAGGUCAACAUCUUACAAGCAGUUACAUUUGUGGCCGACAGCUGGCGAAAAGUGAGCAGUGAGACAAUUCAGAACUGUUUUUCUCACUGUGGCUUUAAGCACUUGGUUUUGGAGAUGGAUGUGGACAUGCUCAUUGAAAGUGAAAAUGAUGAUUUACAUGUGGAACUUCAACAGGUACAAAAUUGCGAAAAAUUUUUAUCCAUUGACAAUGAAAUUCAAUGCUACGAUGAAAAUGAAGAUUAUGAAGCUGCAAUCGUUGCUCGAGUUGCAGCAAAACACACGAUAGCAUCGGAAGACCAAAAAUGUGAUGAUGAUGAUGCCGCUAAUAAAUUAGUGCAAGUGACAACACAGGAUGCGAGGAAAUGCAUUGAAAAUUUGCGUCGGUAUUUCAUGCAGGAGGGAAAUAAAGGCAGUCCCAUUGCUGCGUUAAAUGUUUGUGGCGAUUGCGUUCACGUGCAAUCCGUCAAGAGAACGCGUCAGAUCACAUUGGAGAAGUUCUUCAAAUGUUGACUGGAACUUGGU
This is a messenger RNA of Stegodyphus dumicola, 995 nucleotides long. RefSeq lists its product as uncharacterized. The record is from RefSeq and is a predicted model, not a curated record. Lineage: Eukaryota; Metazoa; Arthropoda; Arachnida; Araneae; Eresidae.